AUGUCCGCCUCGACGAGUCUACGGCACACUACGCUAGACGAUCCCUUCGGGUUCGGUCAGAAGGUGUCGUCCGCCCUCGACGGACUGAAGGGAUUAGGGCCGUUGGGUAACGACAAAACCUCAACACGGGCCACUCAAGAAUCGACGACGGAAGUCCACUCGCCGGGCUCUCAGUCGUCGAGCACAACCACGCCCUCCCGUCCACCGCCGAGUUCAGUCGCCUCGCCGACAUCGCCGACACCGCUGACAUUCAGCGCCAGCAGUCUGCCCAGUGCCACCGAGUCGGAGACACCUAGCGCUUCCCCCGAGGCAUCGCCGGCUCUGGAGUCGAACACCUCUCUGGCGUCUACGACCGCCUUCGUGGACGUCACCGCGACCCUAACUCAAACGGCGUCGGUACGAACGACGGAGACGACGGAGGCGACUGCGCAAUCCGGGGGGAACGCUCACCUUCCGGUCACCGCUGGGCUGUUGGUCGCGGCGGGGCUUGCCUUCGUGACAGUCCUGGCCGGGAUGUACGCGCUCUGGAGAAGACGCAGACGACAAAUAGCCAGCGGGCGGAAGCGUGGGUUGAAGGCGUCCAAGGAGGGCGGCAGGACGGAGGAAACGGUCGAGGAGAACCGUAAGCGUUGCAUGUACUCCGCUACGGGAUCGAGUCACUCACUGUCGGAAUUGCCAGGGAACGAGCAGUCCUGGGUAGUCCUCGGAUCAUCGAUGUCGAGCAGGAGCAGUGCCAACCUAAUCCCUGUUCAUGAGAGCGCAACAGCAACCUCGCCGGCGACCUCGGCGAUGACGACGUAUCGUGAGAUCGACGGAGGGAGCGUACACGCCUCGGUUUACGUGCUGCAGCCGUUCGGCGAUGGCGGGCGUGUGGAGGAGCCUGGCCUGGUGCAGCUGGCAUCGGGGCAAUCUCCUCUGCCGCCCGCGUACGAGGACGUGCCGCGCCGGAAAGCAAGGAUAUUCUCGCCUGCACAGACUUGCGGCGUUUCCGGUUAUCAUUUGAUUCCAUCACGUCAGACCAACGCGGCUAGUGCCCAAGAGGCCUUGAGGGCUCCGGACGCUGUGGAAUCGUGGGAGGUGCUGCAACCCGACGUCAUCUCAAAGGGAGGGGAGUUGCAUGAGUACAUUUGUGGUCACCGCUGGAAGCAGGGUCCGUUGACGCCGUAUGUCGCCAAGCGCCCGGUCUUUGGUCGCUCCACGUGGAGGUCGGGCGCCUUCAGCAUCUAUGCUCUGCAGAUUCAGCUGGACAUCUCCCGCGGGACACCUGGUGGCGAUCAUCAACAGUCCCUUCCGUUCCUCAACGUGCGACUUGAUCGAGCCGUCAGUGCUGCAAGGCCGACCUCCACUCCCAAAGCAAUCCCUGACGCGACUAUGGUCCCUACUACAAGUGUCUUGGCUACCUCUCUCCUUUCCACUGGCAGCAGCGCCGCCGCCGCGUCAACCACCGCCGGCUCUGUGGUUGACUCUGGCCAGUCCACUAGCACCACCUGGUUCCCGGACAGCUCUUCGGUGAGCACGGAGACUUCUGCUGUCAUCACGCCGAAAUCCACUUCCGAAUUCAAUGAGGAGCAAGCCGGGCCCUCCAUGACCACUGUCCUCUCGGUUCCUGCAAUCUCCGACAGCCAGAUGUCCUCAACGCGUUGCUACAACGAGCCAGGUAUGUCACCUCUCAUGGUGUAG
Molecule: messenger RNA, 1680 nt
Organism: Epithele typhae
Lineage: Eukaryota; Fungi; Basidiomycota; Agaricomycetes; Polyporales; Epitheliaceae
Exons: 7
Coding region: 1-1680 (559 amino acids)
Source: RefSeq, a predicted model, not a curated record